Messenger RNA from Ostrinia furnacalis (Asian corn borer), 3690 nucleotides. RefSeq lists its product as uncharacterized. The transcript has 4 exons. Gene Ontology annotation, biological process: trehalose catabolic process. Gene Ontology annotation, molecular function: alpha,alpha-trehalase activity. The coding region runs from base 109 to 3627 and encodes 1172 amino acids. The record is from RefSeq and is a predicted model, not a curated record. Lineage: Eukaryota; Metazoa; Arthropoda; Insecta; Lepidoptera; Crambidae.
GUGUGGUAAAGUUGGACAGUCUUCCUACGGUGUACAAUAAAUAAUUACUGAAAUCAACUGAAAGUUUUUGUGAAAUAAUUUAUUUGAAAUUCAUCGGCAGUUGUUAAGAUGAUACAACUGCUGCUGCUAGCGGCAGUCGCCGCGAGCUGCCUCGCUGAAGACCUCCCCCCAUCAUGCGAGAAGCCGGUCUACUGCGACAGCGAACUUCUCCAUCAUGUCCAGACCUCCAGCGUCUUCCCGGACUCCAAGACCUUCGUCGACCUCCACAUGCUUGCAGACCCUGAAACAAUAUUAGAAGAAUUCGACCAACUCCUAAACGAAACCAACAAUAAUCCUACUAAAGAACAGCUCCAAAGAUUCGUCGAAUCAAACUUCGAUUCCGAGGGAGAACUCGAAGACUGGACUCCUCAUGACUUCUCAGAUAAUCCCAAAUUCCUUCUGGGCAUUCGAGAUGAAGAACUAAGACAAUAUGCAAAGGAUAUUCACAAUAUAUGGCCCACUCUCGGUCGGAGAAUCAAGUCAGCAGUGUUUGAAAAGCCCGAGAGGUUCAGUCUUAUACCAGUGCCAAACGGCUUCAUCAUACCAGGAGGUAGAUUCAAGGAAAUUUACUACUGGGACACGUACUGGAUUAUCGAGGGUCUACUUAUCGGUGGAAUGAAUGAGACAGCAAGGGGAAUGAUCGAAAAUCUAAUUGAAUUGUUGAGGAAAGUAGGUCACAUACCUAAUGGCAGUAGAUGGUAUUACCAGGAGAGGAGUCAACCUCCACUGUUGUCGGCUAUGAUGUCGCUAUACAUCCGCGAAACCAAGGAUAUCAAAUUUUUGAAGGAUAACAUCGACGCCUUACAAGAAGAGCUUAACUAUUGGCUUGACAGUCAGAUUAUUACAUUUGACAAAGGAAACUCAACGCACACUCUGCUCAGGUACUACGCCCCAAGCAAAGGGCCUCGCCCGGAGUCGUACCGUGAGGAUUACAACGGAGCUCUCAGGUACACUGCAGAUGAACGCAAACAAGAGUUCUAUAUUGAUCUAAAGAGUGCUGCGGAAAGUGGAUGGGAUUUCUCGUCACGGUGGUUCAUCGGAGACGAUGGGAAAAAUGGUGGCAACCUUACUAAUAUUCACACACAAGAUAUAAUUCCGGUUGAUUUGAAUGCCAUAUUCGCUAAUGCUCUACAAAAUAUGGCUUACUUCGAAGGUAUCCUGAAGAGGCCGCGAAGAGGCUCGCACUGGGCUUACCUUGCGCAGCAGUGGCGCAGUAACAUUGAAGCUGUGUUUUGGAAUGAACAGGAUGGAGUAUGGUACGACUACGACAUGGUACACGGCACGCACCGAAAAUACUUUUAUCCAAGCAACGUAGCGCCUCUGUGGAUGGGGGCAGUCGAUAAAAAACUGGUUGUGAAGCAUUCUGCUCGAGUGCUUGAAUAUCUGGAAAAAUCUCACGGUCUGGAUUUCCCGGGAGGAGUUCCAUCGUCGCUGAUUAGGAGCGGGGAGCAGUGGGACUUCCCUAACGCCUGGCCGCCUCUAGUGAGCAUUGUUGUGAAUGCGUUGGAGGCUUUGGGGUCAGAAGAAGGGAAGAAGGUGGCUUUUGAUGUCGCUCAAACGUGGGUGAGGGCGUGCCGUAAAGGUUUCGUUGAAAACAAGCAAAUGUUUGAGAAGUAUGAUGCUGAACAGCCUGGCAAAGUUGGCGGUGGUGGUGAGUACGUCGUGCAGUUUGGUUUCGGCUGGUCGAACGGAGUUGUCCUAGAGUUCCUCACCAAAUAUGGCAGACAAAUGACUGCUACUGAUGCAACCUCUUACUCCACACCUCAUGAAAUCGAAUCCAAGGAAAACGUGUACACAAUAGACACAAAAGAAAGUAGGAGUGAUGGUGUAAAAUAUCUAAGGAUAUUUAUACGAUUAAGGCGACUCCGCAGCGUGCCUCUAUAUCCAGUGCUGGGACUGUUGGGCGCUUAUGCUCAUGCGUUCUCGACAGCACCUGCCUGCAACUCCUCGAUAUUCUGCACCGGUGAACUUCUGCACACAGUUCAGCUCGCGCGUGUAUUUCCUGACUCGAAAACCUUCGUUGACUUAAAACUUAUUCAAGACGAAAAUGUAACGUUGGCAGAUUUUACAAGAUUGAUGCAAGAGACCCAAAGAAACCCGACACGAGAGCAACUUACGGACUUCGUAAACAAUCAUUUUUCGGAGGGAGAUGAACUCAUGCCUUGGAUGCCGCCUGACUUCGACCCCGACCCCCCCUUCCUCAAGCAAAUCAUUGAUCCGAAGCUGAAACAAUUCGCUAAAAGUGUCAUCGGUAUAUGGGCAAAAUUGGGUCGUAAAGUUGACCCUGCAGUUGCAAAAAGUCCUGACAAAUACAGCUUUUUAUAUGUACCCAAUGGUUUCAUAGUUCCUGGUGGAAGAUUCAAGGAACUUUACUACUGGGAUUCAUUUUGGGUGGUGCGAGGACUUCUCAUCAGCAAUAUGACGCAGACCGCUAAAGGCAUGAUAGAAAAUCUUUUGUAUCUGGUGGAGAAACUGGGAUACAUUCCAAACGGAAGUCGGAUCUACUAUCUGGGCAGGAGCCAGCCACCGCUUCUCGCUGCAAUGGUGGCCAGCUACUUUACCGCAACUGGAGAUCUAGCUUGGUUAGAGCAGCAUUUGCCCACUGUGGAGAAAGAAUUGCAGUACUGGUUGGACAAGAAGAAAGUGACAGUUGAAGUGAACGGUAAAAAGUACGUACUACUUAGAUAUUUUGCGGAUCCAACGGGUACAGGUCCUCGCCCUGAAUCAUAUUACGAAGAUUACAGAAGUGGUUUAGAAUUGCCUAAAGAUGAACGCGAGGAUUUUUACAACGAAAUGAAAAGCGCUGCUGAAAGUGGAUGGGACUUUUCCUCCCGAUGGUUCGUGACUGCCGGCGACAUAAUCGGGAACCUGACAGACGUGCAUGCCACUCGUAUAUUGCCAGUCGAUUUGAACGCUAUUUUCGCCAACGCACUUGAACUUGCCGGUGACUUUCGAAACCGACUGAAGGACAGACGCGAAGCACAGAAAUGGUGGAGUCUUGCCAAGUACUGGCGAAGUGCCAUUGAGAACGUCAUGUGGGACCCGGUAGAUGGCGUCUGGUACGACUAUGACGCCCAAGCAAGAGCGCCGAGAAAGCAUUUCUACCCGAGCUGUGCAACUCCUCUUUGGGCUGGUACAAUUGAAAAAGCCGAUGGUGCCUUCUACGGCGCGAAGUUAGUCAAAUAUCUUUUAGGAUCUGGUGGCAUGAACUUCCCGGGGGGCAUACCUGCAUCAGUAUUAUACUCUGGUGAGCAGUGGGACUACCCUAACGCAUGGCCUCCGCUGCAGAGCAUCUUGAUAGGAGGUUUGGAUGCGAGUGGAAAUUUAGAGGCUGAGGAACUGGCUAAAAAGCAGGCGAAGUUGUGGAUAAGAGCCAAUUAUAUUGGUUACUCUACAUGGCAGAAGAUGUUUGAGAAGUACAGCGCGGAAAACCCUGGGCAUGAAGGUAGUGGCGGGGAGUACGUGGUGCAGGAUGGCUUUGGAUGGACCAACGGGGUGGCGCUGGAACUUCUACAGAGGUAUAGCAAAGAUCUGGUUUUGGACGAACAAGCGCAAUCUACUGAGCCCUACGUUAGUCAAAUUCGUUAAGUUUUAACUCUGGAUUUAACUAUUGAUUAGUAAGAUUGUAUUGUAUUUUUAAGAAAAAUGUUC